Molecule: messenger RNA, 1539 nt
Organism: Schistosoma spindalis
Lineage: Eukaryota; Metazoa; Platyhelminthes; Trematoda; Strigeidida; Schistosomatidae
Source: the annotation of a GenBank genome assembly
GGUAAAGUGUUGGUUUGAAAAUAUGGCUGUAAAUUCAUUCAGGUGAAAAGCACUUUAUUCUCAUAAGUGAUGGGGCGCAGGAAAAUUGAAGUCCAAAAAAUUGAAGAUAAAAAUAAAUGUGUGGCCACUUUCCGCAAGCGUCGAGAUGGUUUAUUUAAGAAAGCGCUUGAACUACAUCGUCUGACCGGCGCGGAAAUUACACUAAGUUUAGUAUACAACAAAUCAAGAUAUUACUUCAGCUCACAUGGUGAUAUGGAUGAUGGAGACGUAAUUAACAAUUUUCACUACACUAAACAUUUUCAGUUCAAGGCAUGUGGAUCUCAUUUACCACACGGUUGCAGUGAAACUAAUUGUUCAUCCAAGUUAUCAAAUAAUAAGCAUUCAAGUCAAAAAAAUGAAACAUCUAUUAAACGAAAUUCAUUCCCAUUGAUGAAUUCCGCUAACAACUGUACAAAAUAUAAGUAUAAAAGUACAAAGUUAACUAGUGAAGAGAGAUUGGCUAAUUUACGAUAUUUAAUUGUUGAUGAGUUAUUUAAACAGGCGCUUACACGAUUUCGUUCUUUAACCAAAGUAACCAGCUUGAAUAAGAAACAGUCAAUAAUUAGUCCCUGUUAUAAUAGUAGUGGUAGUUGGACUAUGUUAAGUCCAUCAAGUAUUAUUCCUAGUUGUGAAGUUUCAUCAUCUCAUCUGGUAGAUCAAUCAGAAAAGGUUUUUAAUGAUGAAAAUAUUUUGUCGAUAGUUCAAACGCACACAAAUUCACCAUUAUUAGAAUCUAAUUAUCAAUCAUUACAAUUUAUUUAUUCACCAAAUAAUUUAUCAUAUUCAUCAUCAAUUAAUACUACUACAGAUCAACAAUUAUCAAAAGAAUUUAAUUCAAGUCCACUAAGUCAAAUUUUAGAGUUUAUUGAUGAGAAUGUUAGUACUACUACUACUACUACUCCUCCCGCCCUCACUACUAAUACUACUGAUAAUAUCAGUCAUAACAAUGACGAGUCCGAGGUAGACAACAACAAUAAUAAAAAACAAUAUUUAGAUUUAGAUAAUAAUACUUCACAACUAUCAUAUUUUACUGAAUUACAAACACCAAAUAUUAUUUGUUAUUUAGAUGAACCAAUUAAUUAUUAUUCAAUAGAUAACCCGGUUGAUUGAAGAGAACAACAAAUUGAUUGUUAAUGAUAAUUUUAUUUGUUUAUUUAUUUUUCUUAAAGAAAGCUAUUGUGAUACGUAAUCUUACUUUUUAUUUAUUUAUAUAUUAUAUUGAUAUACUUUUCUUUAAUCUAUUCAUCAUUAUCACUGCUAUCACCAAUCAUCCAUUAUCAUUUAAUAUAUAUAUAUAUAAACUCAUUAUGUUAUGUAUGUAUGUAUGUAUGUGUGUAUCAUGACAUUAUUUAGGUAUGAAUGUAUUUUGAAAUCUAUUUAAUUUGUGCAAUAUAAUGUAAGAGUACGAUACAGAUGAAUAUACUUGUCUUGUCUUGUCUGUGUUUCAGUUGUUCUAAAGAGUAAUAUCCAAAGGGGUUUUUGUGGAUAUGAUAGUAAUUU